AUGGCGGGCCCGUGGCUGCUGCUGGCGGCGGUGCUGUGCGCGGCGGCGGAGCAGCCGCGCUGCCCGUCGUGCGCGGCGGGCGCGGAGCGGCGGCUGCUGGAAGAGGCGGCCAAACGGCAGCUGCUGGAGAAGCUGCGGCUCCGUGAGCGGCCGAGGCUCGCCCACGCCGUGCCCCGCGCCGCCGUGGCCCGCGCCCUGCGGCGGCUGCAGGCGGGUGGCGCUCGCCGGGGCCCCGGCGACGACGAGCAGGGCUACGAGAUCAUCAGCUUCGCGGAGCCAGAUCCCACGUUUCCCUCUGGCUUGGGGCUGCAGUUCCAGUUCAGCCGUACACAAGACCAGGACGUUCACAUCCUGCAGGCUCAGCUUUGGCUCUACCUUCGAGUUCCCCGAGACCUGGUAGCCAGCCUCACCCUGAGAAUCUUCCUUGCUGCUGGGGAAGAUGAUUUGGUGAGGGGCAAUCGCACGUUGCUGAGUGAGAGGCGACUGAGUGCCAAGGGCAGUGGCUGGCGCGCCUUCACCCUCAUGCCUGCCCUCCAGAGUUUCUUUGGGGGAGAGCGCAGGACCCUGCGGCUGGAACUGGAAAGCCAUGGGGAUGGGGGUGGUAUUGUGGCAAUAGUCAAUGCCAGCUGGUCCCACCAGCCCUUCUUGGUGGCCAAGGCGAAGGUGCGGGAGUCAGGACACCACAUGGCCAAGCGCAGCCUCCGGUGCAGCCAGAACUCCAACCUUUGCUGCCGCAAGGACUACUAUGUGGAUUUCCGUGACAUCGGUUGGAAUGACUGGAUCAUUAAGCCUGAGGGCUACCAGAUAAACUACUGUGUGGGCCAGUGCCCUCUACAUGUGGCAGGCAGCCCUGGGAUGGCCUCUUCUUUCCACACAGCUGUCUUCAACCUUGUCAAAGCUAACAACAUCCAGGCAUCGGGGCACUCUUGCUGUGUGCCCACGCGACGCCGGCCACUCUCUGUCCUCUACUUUGAUCGCAAUAGCAACAUUGUCAAGACUGACAUCCCUGACAUGAUUGUUGAUGCCUGUGGCUGUAGCUAG
Molecule: messenger RNA, 1041 nt
Organism: Tyto alba (common barn owl)
Lineage: Eukaryota; Metazoa; Chordata; Aves; Strigiformes; Tytonidae
Gene: INHBE
Product: inhibin subunit beta E
Exons: 2
Coding region: 1-1041 (346 amino acids)
Biological process (GO): SMAD protein signal transduction; BMP signaling pathway
Cellular component (GO): extracellular region
Molecular function (GO): cytokine activity; hormone activity; growth factor activity
Source: RefSeq, a predicted model, not a curated record